CACGUCAUCACCACUGGACCUUGGACAUCUGCGGAUACCCGACAUGGCUCGUCAGCCGAGCGGUGCAGAUCAAGCAACCGAAACGUAUGAGUCACUCACGGCCGACGAAGUCAAGCAGCGACUGGACGAGCACGAGCACGGCGAGAUUUCCACGCUUCUCGACCUACUGACGGAACAGCUCGAAGCGCUCAUUGCCUCCUAUCGCGCAAGAACACAGAGUCGUCUUCUGCUUGAGCAGAUACCCGCAGAGAUUCGAGCAAUGAAGAUGAGAGACCUGGCUGCGUUCAGCUGGGACAUGGAUGCUGCACUCAAGUCGCGAGAACGAGGAGCGCAAGAGCCCCUCGGGCGUAGUCCCAAAAAGGUCAAAUCCUUCCUGGAAAGCCUGAGCAGUCCCUUCAAGACGCGACAGCCGAGUCCUACGCCCGCGCCAGUCCCGAGCACAUCCCAACUAGCACAGCCUACUGAACAGUCUCUGCCGAAGAAAGCGACAAAGAGGCCGAGCGAAGCGCACCUCAACGGCUCGCCUGCAAAACAGCCAAGGGUCUCGUCGCAGGAUGCAAACACAAGGACACGCACGACAGGAACAGCCACACCGAGUAAACGCGCACCGCCCGGUGGUUUCACCUACCGCGCAAGGCUCUCAUCUGCACUGCCAGCACAAGCGCCGCCUGUCACCAUCUCGACGCCCAGCACCAGCACUUCACGCUCAGGAGAGUCACGUUUGCUCACGCAUACUGUCAAGAGAAGGCCCAAAAAGGACGAGAGCAUUAUGGCCUUCUCCGUCAACGGCAGUCCGCUCGGAGUACUCGACUUGCAAGGAGGCUCGGAUGACGAGGACAUGGACGAUACCUUUAUGCUGGAACAACGUUCACCGCAGCAGGCUUGGCAAAUGGUAGAUGAUGAUACACCGAGUGAUCCUGCAGGGCAGCCUAAGACACAGUCGAAAGCGGGUGCAUUCUUCAAUGGACUCUCGCCUAAAAAGUCUGCGGAAUCGCUCCUGAGGAAGCAUCCUUCGAGAAUCCCCUCGCCCGUCAAGGGUGUCGUACCUCAAGGCAAUGUCAAGGCCAAGGCGAAUGCCUUUGCGGCUUCUAUGACCUCGCGAUUGCCUGUCUCGCCCAAUAAGCUCAGGCGGCCAGCCUCCAAGCAGGCUACCAUGCCUCCAGCCGUCAGCACUAGCGCCAAUGAGGCGAGUACGACAUUAGCAGCAAUGCGUCGCCAGCUUCAAGCCGUCAACAUGGCCGAAGACGAUCGCAAGAAGAUGCAGGGCCUGAUCGACUUGCUCGAGCGUACUCAGCAGGGCAUCGCGACGACAUAG
Molecule: messenger RNA, 1315 nt
Organism: Mixia osmundae IAM 14324
Lineage: Eukaryota; Fungi; Basidiomycota; Mixiomycetes; Mixiales; Mixiaceae
Exons: 4
Coding region: 44-1315 (423 amino acids)
Source: RefSeq, a predicted model, not a curated record